Molecule: messenger RNA, 1290 nt
Organism: Tetrahymena thermophila SB210
Lineage: Eukaryota; Ciliophora; Oligohymenophorea; Hymenostomatida; Tetrahymenidae
Exons: 1
Source: RefSeq, a predicted model, not a curated record
AUGUUGGAACUUUAAAAGCUUCAAAAAACUUAGCAGGAUGUAAAAGUUAUAGACUUAAAUUUUAGCUAGAACAACUUAAAUGAGUAAUAGCUAAGCCUUUACAAAUAAUUGAUGAGGUCAAGAAGAAAUGUAUAAAGCAUCAAUCUUGAUUUGACAAAAAGUUCAGCAAGCAAGGAGCAUCUAAAUAGUUUAUUUAAAAGGAUUUCUAAAAUGCCUUGCCUUGAGCAUCUCUCAAUUACGUUAGGAUAAUCAAAAGCGUUUUAAAUGAAGGAAAUGUUUGAAUUUCUAUCAAAAUUAAAAAUACUAGUUUCGCUCAAAUUUAGUUGCAAUUUUUCAAACAAAAAAGAUGCUUUUGAUUUCAGCGAGUUUCUCUCAAAAAUGUAGAAUUUAAAAUCAUUAAAGCUAGAUAUUGUACUGCAAUAUUUUAAUGAUUUUGAAAAAAUUAAGCAAGAAAUAACUAAGAUGGAUAGGCUAGAAGAGCUCACGUUGAAGGUAAAUUAAAAUAGUUUAGUGUGUGGCACUUAGUACUUUUAAAACUGUAUUAAUGAAAAGAAUUGCUUAGAAUUUCUUUCAUUAAACUUAUCACUGGUUUAAUAUGAUUAAUCUAAAAUUUAAGAAGUAGUCAAGGAAAUAUAAAAAGCGAAGGGCUUGAAAGUUUUAAAAUUGACACUAAAAUUAAAUGAAUACUAACUGAAUUAUCUCCCAUUUUAUUAACUUUUGUUUCAAAUAUGGUCUUAAUUAAAAGAAAUAACUCACUUUUAUCUAUAUUGCGAUUUCUUGAGGACAGAGGAGUGUAAGUUUUUACUCAGCGAAUUAAGCAAGCUUGAUAGUUUAAAACUUGUUUACUUAAGUGGAUUAAACAUUUAAUUAGUAUCAUAAAUGUCUUCUUUUUUUUAAAGUUUAGAUAAUAAGUUUUAUUUGCAAUUAGAUCUAGCCAAAUUUAGAAGAAUUAUUACUAUUAAAAGUGAACAUUAUGGACUAUUUUCCUAAUCCUUGCUAUAAGUUAAAAACCUAUAAGCAAUAUAUUUACACUUAACUUAGGAAUACAAUUAAAAAAUUGAAAAUUUGCCAUAAGUUUUCGAUAGUUUAAAACAAUCAAAAAGUCUGAAAAGCAUAGUAAUUGAUUUUUCAACUUUGAUAAAAACUUAUAAGAACUGUAUAACAACAAAUUUGUUGAAGUUAAAGAAUUUAUAUCAUAUUAAUUUACUAAAAAAUUAAGAUUUGCUAAAUUAAAAUAAGAAAAAAAUCUAUAGAAAACUUCCAAGAUUAGUCAUGGUUUUAGCUAAUUGA